AUGCCCUUCGUGGUAGGACUGGCGUCCCUUUCUGCCUCCACGGGUCUCUUUGCGCUGGCUCGAUCCCUCCCCGUCCUCGUUAUCGCCCGCGCGCUUCAAGGGCUAUCUGCUGCCGCGGUAUGGAUCGUCGGGCUGUCUAUAAUCGCGGAUAAUGUGCCAACCGAGCGGGUCGGAGAGGCUAUGAGUUAUACGACUGUUGCGCUGGCCUGGGGAUCGUUGCUGGGUCCCGCUGUUGGCGGAGUGAUGUAUGAGAAAGUAGGCUUCUAUGGGGCGUUUGUCGUCCCCAUGGGCUUGCUGGCUGUGGAUAUAGCCAUGCGGUUUGCGAUGAUCGAGCGGAAGAAAUCUACGCAAGUCAACGAUGACUCUCCUAUCUCGAAAUGUAGCUUCGCCUCGCCUGCCUCGGAGUUCAGUAACGAGAGCUACAGCACAUUCACAGCACGCGGAGAAAGCUCUACUCGCAGUAUCUCGACCGUAAAGCGCGGCGAUGAGGAAGCCCCCUUGUUAGCAUCUUCGAAGCAAAAGGCCGACAACGUGCAGCAGACUGAGAUCAGGGCGUCGGCCACUGUUUUUAGUUUAUUGUGCUCUCCACGCUUGCCGCUGGCGUUGGUAUCAAUCGUGAUGAUUUCGCUGGUCGUUUCAUCCCUGGAUACUACCCUUCCCCUAUUCGUUAUGGAGAGAUUUCACUGGUCAUCUGGUGGUGCUGGCUUGAUUUUCAUGGUGCCUGCCAUCGCUAGCUUCUCUACCAUCUACAUUGCAGCAUUAGCUAGCAAGAUUGGAUAUCGGAUCAUUGCAGCAGCUGCAUUCAUGCUCGCCGGGGUUUCAUGCUUCAUAAUGCAACUUGUUCAACAUGAUACCACGAGUGAUAAAGUGCUCUUGGCCGGCAUUUUGUUUGUUCUAGGUGCCUGCAUUGCCACAGCCGAGAUGAUCGCAAUGACUCAAGUGAUAUAUGCGAUUGAAGAACAUGAGGCAGAGUUCCCUGGGACGUUCGGUGCUACGCUCCCCAUUGCGCAGGCGUACGCACUCUUCAAUAUGGCACUUGCAGCAGGCCAGCUGCUGGGUCCGGUCGCAACGGGCAUUAUCCGCGUUCACGCUGGGUGGCAUGCGUUGAUGAUCACCCUUGGGGUGUGCUCCGUGCUGAUGUCGCUGCCUUACAUGCUUAUCAGAGAGAGGAAGACGGAGGGCUGUGCUUAA
Messenger RNA from Trichophyton verrucosum HKI 0517, 1191 nucleotides. RefSeq names its product MFS multidrug transporter, putative. The transcript has 3 exons. Gene Ontology annotation, molecular function: transmembrane transporter activity. The record is from RefSeq and is a predicted model, not a curated record. Gene Ontology annotation, biological process: transmembrane transport. Bases 1 to 1191 code for a protein of 396 amino acids. Lineage: Eukaryota; Fungi; Ascomycota; Eurotiomycetes; Onygenales; Arthrodermataceae.